Molecule: messenger RNA, 1884 nt
Organism: Penicillium crustosum
Lineage: Eukaryota; Fungi; Ascomycota; Eurotiomycetes; Eurotiales; Aspergillaceae
Product: WD40 repeat domain-containing peptidylprolyl isomerase
Exons: 3
Coding region: 1-1884 (627 amino acids)
Biological process (GO): protein peptidyl-prolyl isomerization; protein folding
Molecular function (GO): peptidyl-prolyl cis-trans isomerase activity; protein binding
Source: RefSeq, a predicted model, not a curated record
AUGGCGGACUCCGGUGAACAAGCUCAGGCUGCCGCGAACAAGCGGCCUCACUCUGCUGUCGAGGCCGAGAACAGUGAUGACUCUUCCGACGACGAUUUCGGCCCUGCACUGCCCUCAGAGGUCGCCCCCAAAAAGAAGCGGCGCAAGCUUCCCUUCGAGAAAGUCUACAUCAAUGCGCUACCAGUCUCCGCGCGAUAUUCUAAGUCGCUUAUGCACAAGGACCAAUUGUCGUUUGUGACUGUUGCACCUUAUACGGACUUUGUAAUCACUUCCUCCGUCGAUGGAUAUGUCAAGUUCUGGAAAAAGAUGGCGGAAGGCAUCGAGUUCGUGAAGGAGUUCCUUGCCCACCCAGGCGAGAUUCGGGGUGUAACUGUUAGCGCGGACGGCCGCAGUUUCGCGACAGCGGGACUGGACAAGACAGUGAAGAUCUUUGAUGUUAUUACAUUCGAUCUCUUGGCGAUGUAUACCCUGGACUUCGUACCUCGAUGUAUUUGCUGGGUACACCCGCGUGGUGCCUCGCUCCCCCUGCUAGCCGUGACAGACGAGUCAAGUAAUACGAUUCAAGUAUUCGACGGACGUGGCGAAAAUCCCCAGCCAUUGCACACUUUGAAGUCGAUCCACCGCAGCCCCGUGGUCUCACUCGCAUUCAACAACGCAUUCGACUGCGUCGUCUCCGCCGAUGAAACAGGAAUGAUCGAAUAUUGGAGAGCUGGAGACGGAUCUUUCGAGAAACCUGACAAUGUCUUCGAGUUAAAAUCCUCAACAAAUCUCUUCGCAUUUAAGAAAGCCAAAUCCGUCCCGACAUCCAUCACAAUCUCCCCGACCGGCGAGCACUUCGCCACAGUUUCCUUCCCAGACCGACAAAUCCGAGUAUUCGACUUCGCAACCGGAAAGCUCUACCGCACAUACGACGAAUCAAUAACCACCAUCACGGAGAUGCAGCAAGCGGGAACAGCACCGUACGAACUAGAUGAAGUAGAGUUCGGACGCCGCCUAGGUGUCGAGCGUGAACUCGAAAGCGAAGCCACGCGGAACAAAGUAAACGUUUCGUUCGACGAAUCCGGACACUUCAUCCUGUACGGCUCUCUGUACGGCGUGAAAUGUAUCAACACCUACACAAACCGGGUCGUGCGCGUCUACGGCCGCGAAGAGCCAUUCCGAGCGCUCAACCUCGCAUUGUACCAGGGCCAACCGCAACGCAAAGGCGUCGUCACCGUCUCAAUGGCAGCCAGUAGCAACCCGCUCCUGCAAGAAGCCGAAGAACGCGACCCGAUCCUCCUCUGCACCGGAUUCGCCAAGGUGCGCUUCUACAUGUUCACGAACGAAACCGAGAUCUCGAAAUCCGUCCGCGACGUCCAAAACGAGAAACCAACCCAGGCAGCGGCUGGCACUAGUACGGCAACUACCAAAGCCGCUGAGACCGGCACUGCGGCAAUCCUGCACACGACCUUCGGCGACAUCCACCUGCGCUUAUAUCCCUCGGCUGCGCCACGGGCCGUGGAGAACUUCGUCACACAUGCCCGGAAUGGCUAUUACGAUAACACGAUCUUCCACCGUGUGAUCCGCAAAUUCAUGAUCCAAGGUGGAGACCCACAAGGUGACGGGACGGGAGGUGAGUCUAUCUGGGGCGGGGAAUUCGCCGACGAGUUCUCCGUUCUCAAGCACGAUAAGCCGUAUACGCUGUCGAUGGCCAACGCCGGACCCAAUACAAAUGCUAGUCAGUUCUUCAUUACCACGGAGAAGACGCCGUGGUUGGAUAAUAAGCAUACUGUCUUUGGACGUGCAGUGCAGGGCUUGGAUAUCGUGCAUAAGAUCGAGAAUGUGCGGACGCAUAAGGAGAAACCAGAAGUUGAUAUUAAGAUUGUUAGUAUUAGUAUCUCGUGA